Messenger RNA from Orbicella faveolata, 955 nucleotides. RefSeq lists its product as uncharacterized. Lineage: Eukaryota; Metazoa; Cnidaria; Anthozoa; Scleractinia; Merulinidae. The record is from RefSeq and is a predicted model, not a curated record.
UUCCCCACCUCCCCCGCUUAGCUCAAGGUCUGGAUCGCCACUGCUUUUGCAUUUUGUUUUGGCGUUUUGUACUUUCCUUUGCAUUGCACUGAGUAAGAUAGGUUUGGUGUUUGUCGAAGAGUUCUUGCUAUCUUAUUGUUCUUAUUUUUCUAAAGGAGAGAAAGAGCAACUGAGAUAACUGCUUUUCAUUUCAGUCAACAUGGCGUGCAUUGAUAAGAUUAUCUUGAUGUUUGUCGUUGUUCAAGUGGCGUUGGUUCUGGCCAAACCACACGAGCCUGAAUAUGACGAGAGGCUGUAUCACUCCAACGACGAUAUGGAGGAUUUUCUCUUCAAACGAGCAAUCGACUGCGGCAGUUUCGAUGGCGGUAUAAAAGGCAAAUAUACAAAAAAGUGCCGAUCAUCCUGCAAGUCAGGAGAGCUCGAUCUUUCUGGAUACCGUGGAGCUAAUGACCCGUGUCCGGAGGGGGAGGUGUGCUGCAUGUGCUAUGGGAAUAAAUACUGGCAAGAUACAUAUGGUGGCUGCGAAUUGUCAGAAUGAGUCGGUGCCCAUUAACACUGCCUCCGACGCCGAUAUUGUCUCAACUGGUGGUACAACACAUAAUACUUUAGUUGACCUUCUUGUGUAUUAGAAGAUGAAGUGACAAAUAAAAGCAAUUUUGCCAUAAAAAAAUAUGGGAAAUACUUCUUUGGAUAUGUGGGCAAAACAAGUAACGUUCUGUGAUCCUAGACAGUGGGCAAAAUCAUAGCGGGUGUCGACGUUUCAAACGGAUCAAAUUUUUGCCCAGCUGAAUCUUUAGUAUAGGCAAUUGUAUGAAUGCAAUUGCAGAUUAAUUAGGGAUUUACAUUACGAGUGAUAUUUGAAAAUUCGCGCAUAAUUGCGCUCAUGCUUUGUGUAGAGGACUCAGCUGACGUAAAACAAAAGACAACUAAAGGACAAAAAAAGGAAAACAAUGAC